Odontomachus brunneus is the source of this 1737-nucleotide messenger RNA. RefSeq names its product dihydroorotate dehydrogenase (quinone), mitochondrial (gene Dhod). Gene Ontology annotation, biological process: 'de novo' pyrimidine nucleobase biosynthetic process; pyrimidine ribonucleotide biosynthetic process. Bases 303 to 1478 code for a protein of 391 amino acids. Gene Ontology annotation, molecular function: dihydroorotate dehydrogenase activity. The transcript is spliced from 3 exons. NCBI's taxonomy places the organism in Eukaryota, Metazoa, Arthropoda, Insecta, Hymenoptera, Formicidae. The record is from RefSeq and is a predicted model, not a curated record. Gene Ontology annotation, cellular component: mitochondrial inner membrane; cytoplasm.
CAGUGAUGCACGUGACUAGGUCUAAUUUUUCGAGGAAUUUCCUGAACUAGUGUAUACUGAUGCUAUAAAUAGAGUAAAAUAAAAAAUACUUGUUUCACUUUAACGAGUGUAUUAUACCAGUGUAUUGUACCAGUGUAUACUAAUUCAGGAAGUUCCUCGAAAAAAAAACAGACCAACGUUUUACGUCAGUAAGGAUAAAAAAAUACAUGCUCAGACUAACCAACUUAUCCCAAGUGUGCCUAUUCAUUCAUAAAUAUUUAAAUAACGAUAAUUUGUACAAUACUGAAUAAGCUGUAACUGAAAUGACACAACAACUGAGUAACAAAGCAAAGAUUAAAUCAUUUCUCACUGUGACAAGCAGUGCUGCUGCUCUGUUUGGUGGUAUUUCAAUCUUUCAAGGCAAUGAGAAAUUUUAUAAAAAUGUAAUCCUACCUUUGGUCCAGCUGAUUGAUCCAGAAAUUUCUCACAACCUCGCAGUAACAGUUCUGAAAUGGAAUCUUGUGCCAAAACAGAAGGUAGAAGAUUCCAACUUGUUGCAAACAAGUAUUUUGGGCCUGCAAUUCAAAAAUCCAGUUGGUAUAGCUGCAGGAUUCGAUAAGCAAGGAGAAGCAGUAAAAGGAUUACACAAAAUUGGCUUUGGUUUUGUAGAAAUAGGAUCUGUAACACCAAAACCUCAGCCUGGUAGAUCAAAGCCCAGAGUCUUCAGGUUACCAGAAGAUAAUGCAGUUGUAAAUAGAUAUGGAUUUAACAGCGAUGGUCACCAAGCUGUAUGGGAACGUCUCAAGAAGCUGAAACAGAAUAAGCAUUUUAAUGGUGUUGUUGGGAUAAAUUUAGGAAGCAACGAGGAGACAGAAGAUGUUGUUCAAGAUUACAUCGAUGGCAUAAAAAAAUUUAUGGAUGUAGCAGAUUAUUUUGUAAUUAAUGUAUCUUGUCCUAAUACUGUGAUAUUAAGAUCUUUACAAAGUAGGAAGAAUUUAGCAGACUUACUGGUCAAAGUAAACACUGCGAGGGAAUUGGUUGGUAGCAGACAGCCGUUACUCUUAAAGCUGUCUCCAGACUUGUCGGAGUCUGAACGACAAGAUGUGGCAGAUAUAAUUUUAAGUAGCAAAACCAAAGUUGAUGGUUUGAUCUUGUGCAAUACAACGACUACACGGCCAAAUUUGAUAAGUCCCAACAAGGAAGAGAGCGGUGGUCUCAGCGGUGCUCCUUUGACCAAUCUUUCUACCGCUAUGAUCUCUGACAUGUACAAGAGAACGCGCGGCAGAAUUCCAAUUAUCGGUGUGGGUGGAGUUUUCUCUGGUGUUGAUGCCUACGAGAAAAUAAAAGCUGGUGCUUCCUUAAUACAAAUUUACACAUCAUACAUAUACAACGGACCACCAAUAAUUGACAAGAUCAAACGUGAAUUGUGUGAAAUACUUAAAACUAAUGGUUUCUCUUCGAUAACUGAUGCGGUCGGUAAAGGCACAAAAAGUAAAUGAAUAAUUUACUACAUAUGACUUUACACGCGAGAAUAAUGUUCGAUUUUAUGUAUAAAGAUACAGUACUUUGAAGAUACUAUAACAGUUUGUGUUAGAUUCAUAACGUGCAAUAUAUAUUUCAAAUGAGUUUAUAGAGUCACAUAAGUUAUAAUUGUGCACUUUGUGUAAUUACUUUUAGUUUUUAUCACGUUGCUAUGUUGUAUAUUAUACCAUAAUCUAGUACAUUAUAGUAUAUAGUAUAUAGUAUAUAGUAUCUAGU